UUUAUUUUACGACGUUGGAGAACCUGCGUAGUAUCUAUUGAUUUUUUCUCUAAACCUUCCUAUAGAAAGGUUUGAUCAGACAUGGAACAAGUUGGAGAAUUACUUACAAAUGUAGAAGGUUUUAAACCUUUGGUUAUUUUAAUGGAAAUCAUUGGGGCAGUACUAAUAAUUCUAGUUGCAGUGUGGUGUGGUAAUUAUAGAGGUGGUUUUGCUUGGAAUUCUAAUCCAAGCUUAGAAUUCAAUUGGCAUCCUCUAUUAAUGGUUAUUGGAUUUGUCUUCCUAUAUGCCAAUGGUAUGUUAAUAUAUAGGACACAAAGGAAUACACGAAAACGAAGACUCAAACUAAUUCAUGCUGGUAUAAUGUUAUCAGUUGUUGUAUUAGUUAUAAUUUCUCUUGUGACUGUAUUUGAUAGUCAUAACUUGAAUCCUGAACCAAUUCCAAAUAUGUAUAGUCUUCAUAGUUGGAUUGGACUCACUAGUGUAAUUUUAUUUUGCUGCCAGUGGCUUGCUGGAUUCCUUUCUUUCCUAUAUCCAGGAUUACAAGUCCCAUUACGAGCCUCUUACAUGCCUAUUCAUGUAUAUUUUGGAAUCGCAGGAUUUGUUGGUGUGAUAGCUUCUUGUCUUCUAGGACUCAAUGAAAAAGCAAUCUUUGCUUUAGGAAAAAAUUAUUCAAAGCUUAUAGAUGAAGCAGUAUUAAUUAACGUGAUUGGACUUCUAUUAAUUCUUUUUGGUGGAUUAUCAGUUUAUUUGGUGUCACAAGAACGUUAUAAACGUUUCCCUAAACCAGAAGAUGAAGCAUUAGUUAGUGGCAGAGCUCAGUAAAUAGUCAUAGUAUAUAAGAAAUUUAUUUGUUUUUUUUUUACUAGA
This is a messenger RNA of Eufriesea mexicana, 867 nucleotides long. RefSeq names its product cytochrome b561. NCBI's taxonomy places the organism in Eukaryota, Metazoa, Arthropoda, Insecta, Hymenoptera, Apidae. Gene Ontology annotation, molecular function: oxidoreductase activity. The transcript is spliced from 5 exons. Bases 82 to 822 code for a protein of 246 amino acids. The record is from RefSeq and is a predicted model, not a curated record.